GUUAAGAUGGCGGCGGAAGCGUCGACGCAGGUAGGAAGCUGAGCCCGGACAAAGUUCACGCAUGUCUCCGUCUCUGAGGCUCCUGGGGCGCGAAAGGGGGGGCGCGCCGGCCCCCGCCCUGCUGCCGUGAGGACGGAGCCGGGCGGCUGUGGGGAGACGACCGAGAGCGGGAGGGGGGUGGGGGCUUCAUCGCGGGGAAACUGUCGGUGAGUCGCGGAUAAAGCGAGCAAGUGCACCCGGGGACGGAGCGCUCCUCGCGCGGCGCGCGGGGGUCUGUGUGCCGGAGCCGCGCUGAGGGGAGGGGAGGGGGGGGGGGGGGGCAUCACCAUGGAGACCGCGGGCCGGAGGCUGCCUCCCACCCACCUGUAGAGCCUCACUGGAGGACAUGGCGAACACGACGACCCCUGGAGCCCCGGACCGGAGGGAGCACACCGGUUACUCUGGAGGAGUGAUACAGGAGAACGGUUCUGCAAUGAAGGAAGCAACGGUUUCUCCCUUCCAUGAUCGCCCUCACAACCACUGCCACGAUCCCGGCUUCGCCCCACUGGACGAGCCCCCCGUCCUGCCCACCUUCAGUCCACCCUGCUCGUCAACCCCCAUCUGCUUCAGCAGCCCCCACAAGGCCUAUCCGGACGUGGACCCGGACUGCCACAGCCUGACCUCCCAGGACUCUGGUAUCCCCACGCUGGAGAUCAACCCCCCGGAGCCCACCCUGCAGGGCCACCGGGCCCUGGCCCUCGACUCCAGUCGGGACGCCCCCGCCACUCUACCCCUGGACGAUGACCCCUCGGACGCCAGCGCCGUGCGCAAGUCGUCCACCUUCCCCCGCAGCGGCUACGACUCCGGCCGCCUGUUCAGUCCCGGCCUCAGGCUGUCGGCCACCGCGGGGGGGAUGGGCGUCGGGGGCGGGGCCCUGAACCGCAGCGACGACAUCUCGGUGUGCAGCGUGUCCAGCAUGAGCACGGAGCUGUCGGUGUCCAACGAGGACAUCCUGGACUUCACCGUCACGUCCGACUCCAGCGCCAUCGUCAACCUGGAGACGGACGAGAGCGGCACCAUCCACUUCUCGGACGUGACGCUGUCGUCGACGCCGGGCUCGCCGUGGAGUCCCGCCCGGACGCGUCCGGGGCCCGGCGCCGAAGACGCGAGGCAGAAGAAACUGGGACCUCUGACCAGUUUAUUCAACAGGAGUCUCUUCGCCAGGAGGGUGAAGGACAACCGGCCGGCGGAGCAGAGGGAUCCCGGCUGGAAGCUGUUUGGGAAAGUCCCGCCCCGGGAAGGCCCCAUCAAGGACCCCAAGAAAAUCCAGAAGGAAUAUGAAACUAAGAGUGGCAGAGCUGGACCCGGCAACCCGACGUCUCCCCGGCAGAGCGUGAGGAAGAACCUGGACUUCGAGCCGCUGUCCACCACCGCGCUGAUUCUGGAGGACAGACCGGCUAAUCUACCCGCCAAACCAGCCGAGGAGGCCCAGAAGCACAGACAGCAGUAUGAAGAGAUGGUGGCCCAGGCAAAGAAGAGAGAGCUGAAGGAGGCUCAGAAGCGGAGGAAGCAGCUGGAGGACCGCUGCAGGCUGGAGGAGAGCAUCGGCUCGGCCGCCCAGACCUGGAUCCAGGACAUCCUGCCCAACUGGAGCGCCAUGUGCACCUCCCGGAGGGUCAGGGACCUGUGGUGGCAGGGCAUCCCGCCCAGCGUCCGGGGCCGAGUGUGGAGCCUGGCGGUGGGCAACGAGCUCAACAUCACACACGAGCUCUACAACAUCUGUCUGUCCCGGGCCAAAGAGAAGUGGAAGACCACCGCCGCUCCCUCAGCGGAGACUGAACCUGAAGAUUCCGGCUCUUUGGACCGGGAGUCCAGCCUGGAGCUGAUCAAGCUGGACAUCUCCAGGACUUUCCCCCAGCUCUGCAUCUUCCAGCAGGGGGGGCCCUACCACGACGUGCUGCACAGCAUUCUGGGAGCGUACACUUGUUACCGGCCAGACGUGGGUUAUGUGCAGGGCAUGUCCUUCAUCGCCGCCGUGCUCAUCCUCAACCUGGACACGGCCGACGCCUUCAUAGCUUUCGCCAACCUGCUGAACAAGCCCUGCCAGAUGGCGUUCUUCAGGGUGGACCACAGCCUUAUGUUGACCUACUUCGCGGCAUUUGAAGUGUUCUUUGAAGAAAACCUACCAAAGCUCUUUGCACAUUUCAAGAGGAACAACUUGACCCCCGAUAUUUAUUUAAUCGACUGGAUCUUCACGCUGUACAGCAAGUCGCUGCCGCUGGACCUGGCGUGCCGCGUGUGGGACGUGUUCUGCCGGGACGGCGAGGAGUUCCUGUUCCGCACGGCGCUGGGCCUGCUGCGGCUCUACCAGGACGUGCUGACCUGCAUGGACUUCAUCCACAUGGCGCAGUUCCUCACGCGGCUGCCGGACCUCCUCCCGGCCGAGCAGCUCUUCCAGCACAUCGCCGCCGUGCACAUGAGCAGCCGCAACCGCAAGUGGGCGCAGGUGCUGCAGGCGCUGACGGAGCAGAAGCGGUCGGGAGCGAGGCAGUCCGGCGCCGAGGCGUUGAGCUGAGGUCCGGUCGUCCCCCGACGGCGCCCGGCGCCGGCCACCAGCCAGCGGGGACGGAGGAAUCCGAGGCCUUACCGAACUCCCGACGUCCCCUCCUCUGCUCAGAGGCCCGGAAGAGAACCGGCAACUGUAGCUGGGAAAGGCCCAAGAAUGUAACCCACACCUCCCAUGUUCCCCGGCGGCUGACUCAGAGGAGUGGAAACCUCCCGAGACGGCGCUCUCUCUCCGCCGCCGCCGGCGCUCCUUUUCUUUUCCGUCCGCGUUUUACAGCUUUAAAUUUGCAAACCUUCAGAAAGUCGUCUGCUCAGAUCAUUCCUGUCUUGUUUUUUGCUUUUGCUGUCGUUCCUUCUGGUUUUCAGUGUGGUGUUUUUGUUCUCGCUUGAUUUGUCGAGUCAUUCCAUGAAGGCGCCGCGGAAAGGCACGUUCAGCGGUUCGCCAGAGAGAAGCAGAACGUGUGAACUGAGAGAGAAAACCAGAAAACCAGGUGUGUGUGUGACAUGUGUUUGAGGUCCGUUUGGUUUUCUCAGUAAAUGUUACUGGGCGAAUAUCGGAUGAUUAAGAGUCGGCCCGGUUGCUGUCGGGAUCGAGAAGAGGCUUUGUGGCGAGCGAGCUGCAGGUGUCGGACCACAUCCUGCUGCAAACGCUGAACUUCACUCACACCGCUCUGAGGCCUCGCCGCAGAAAGCCCCCGACAUCUGCCCCGGUAAACAUCACAAGAGACACGGGCACAACCUAUUUUAGGCGCUUGAACCCGAUUAAACUGUCAGUAGAUGACUUUAAAACCGAAGCUUUGAUAAUGAGAAUGUUUAGCCUGAUUUUCACCAGAGCGACGUGUUUCUCCGGUAACCACGUACGCCGACGACUCGCUUCUCUCUCCGUCUUAUGAACAUCAGUUCACUGAAAUGCUCCUUUUAGUUUUAUUUCCCAGAACUCCUUGGAGUUCUGGCUCCUGGUGUUGGUGAAGCUCUUAGUGCCUGCUGGAGGCCUCGCUCCCUGAAAACCUCAGCCCCUCCUUCCAGCCUGUCGCCCUUUCAGUCGUGGUGAAGUUCUGGCGGUUCGGACCAAAAGUUAGGCCCUCGGCCAGCGAUGCUGUAUUCAGCAGGAGUGGGCGGGGCCUAUAUUUACACGUUCGUCCUGUGAAUGGUCUGUGUUUGUGGAUGGUUUGUGUUCUUUGCACUGUGGUACCGAGCUCUGGCUGGUCCCCUCGUCUCGUCUCGUCUCGUCUCGUCUCGUUUCGUCUCGUGCUGCUGAUUCUGUGCGAGUCUGGUUGGAAGCCGUCCAGGUUCCUGUUUUGCGACGGCGCUCCGCGGACCCCAGCCGAAGUUUAGAAAACAGGAAGCAGCUCUCACCGCCAGCUCGCCUGUGCACUCUGCACCCCCCCUCACCCCCCCCCCCCCCUCCUCUUGUGGUCACCCACCACAGGACUGCAAUAAAGCGUUUUGCACAUACAUGUAGGCCUUUGAGUUGUGCCUCGCACCAUCGCGUCACGUCCUCCCCUCACGGUUUGAAACGGGUUUACACACCUCUCUGUUUUUGUUGUCGUCCCUCUUGGUUUUGUUUUGUUUUUCUGUUUGUGCCUAGUGUUGCUUUUCUUCUAGUUACUGCUGAAUUAUGUUUUAAUCGCUGGCCUUGGUAGAAAUCGGCCCCCGCAGCCCUGAAAACACUACCACUUCUGAUCGACGGUGGUUGGAAAAAAAAAAAAAAUGGAAGAAGAAAAGCAAACUAUUGAAGCUGAAUUUGGAGGUUAGAUGUAACCAUGGGGCGGACUCAGGCC
Messenger RNA from Salarias fasciatus (jewelled blenny), 4325 nucleotides. It is a transcript of the gene tbc1d14, whose product is annotated as TBC1 domain family, member 14. Lineage: Eukaryota; Metazoa; Chordata; Actinopteri; Blenniiformes; Blenniidae. The transcript is spliced from 14 exons. The record is from RefSeq and is a predicted model, not a curated record. The coding region runs from base 386 to 2554 and encodes 722 amino acids. Gene Ontology annotation, biological process: regulation of GTPase activity. Gene Ontology annotation, molecular function: small GTPase binding; GTPase activator activity.